ACAUUACUUAUUUUAUGCAGAAGUACUACCAGACAGAAUUGGUGUUUGUAGUUAGUUUGGCUAAAUAAUGCUCAGUAAUUCACAGCGUUCAACAAAGUAUACGAUUGAUACACAUUUUCUUUUCAGACCUUUGAGGCAGUCCAGUGAUUCUAGUCCAAUGAUUCCAGUUUAUAGAUUCCAUAAAGUCUAUGAUGUAAUACAUUGGUAGGCUUGACAGUAUUGUUGCAAAGCUAAAGUAAAAUCGCCCACAAACCUUAUUAUACAGAAGUUUUAUUUGGCCGCAUAAUUGUUUCCAGUGACAAAAAAAAUACCUUAGCAACUCACUAAUACUGAAUGCGACCCAGUUCGCGACAAUUUCCUCACUGAUUCAGCGCUCAUGUUGUGACUGAGACUGCAGGUAGGGGGCGUUAUUUGGCUUCUGUUACCUCGCUACGAGAGGAUUAAUCCAGUCUCCUCUUUCUGUAAAUGGUUUCACCCAACCAGGUAUAUCAGCCAUGGGUUUGCCGCGGACAGCGCGAGUUGAUCGUAUCCAAUGCACGCACGCGGAGAUGGGCACCAACAAGUCAAGUGCAACAACUGAAAAGUAAAGCUUUUUAUUCAAAAUAAGUGUUUUUUAACCAUAUGAUCGCUUUUUUCUGUACUGGAAUGAAGAUGCAUUCUUAAAGCGGUAUUUUAGAAGUAAAGGGACCACCUGUUCUCUGUUUGACGGCGCACUUCCAAGUUGGUUGAAAAUGAAUUCUUCUGCAUUCAACCAAACGGACGCUGCUGGACUGUUUUCCAACAGGAGUGAGGGAAUCCUCAAAUGCUGCAACUUCUCAUCUGUAGUGACAGAUAGCAGCUUUGUGACCACAGCCCCGGACGAGAGGAGCCUCUUCAUAAUGCGAAUUGUUCAGAUAGCAGUCAUGUGCGUCCUGUCGCUCACCGUGGUCUUCGGCAUCUUCUUUUUAGGCUGCAACCUUCUGAUAAAGUCGGAGGGCAUGAUCAACUUUUUGGUGACGGACAGAAGGCAAUCGAAAGAGGUGGAGGCGGUCGUCGUCGGUGCGUAUUAACUUGGGAUCGGACAAAGACCGAGACGCGAGCGUUUGGCAGUUUCUGUAUGAAAUCUGCCUUUUCUAAGCAUAACGUAAUACAACUGUCAAGCGGAGUCAUUUUUCGGGACAGUUUUCCACCAGAAGAUCUUAUCAGUUGGCGGUUCAACUUAGGAUUUUAUGUGCUGAGCUUCAUGGAUGACCAACAGAACUACAGUGAUUCCGUGGAUGUGAUCUAUAGUGUUUUUUUCUCCUUGGGAUUUGCGGCCACUUUUCCCGUGGUCAAAACUUCUUUACUGAGAAUGCGUGUAUGUUUCAAUACAGAACAGUAAAUAUAGUUGCUAACAUAAGUUAAAGCAACCAUCAAGAGGGUCUUUUUAAAUAAUAAAAAAAAGUUUUCUAUUUUUUAUCUUUGAAGGAAUGUGAGAACACAUUCAUUAUUAUUGAUGUUGUUAAUAUUGUUGUUAAUUCUUAUUGCAUUUUGUAUUGGUAAAUUAUACCUGUGAAUGGUCAAAAUGUAAAAAAUAAUUUGUAUUCAUCAGAAAUAUCAUGCUCAUUUGCUUAUAGGUGUAGCCAAAUGCUGCUUUUGUCCGUUUUAAAAUUAAUUGCCGCGUGGAUGAUUGAAAUGUAUCAGUUUUAUGUAUAUUGUAUGUUUCAGUAAAUGCAUCCAGGAGUUCUGCUGUUUAUUGCCCUUUUAAUAUGUUUUUGUUAUAUUCAUUAUACAGUGGCGGUUUGUUGCGUAGAUUACAAGAAGCAUUGUUAUUAGGCUACCUGAUCAAAUAUGUGCAUGCACUGACGUUUAGGUUUUCAGUUCAACAUGUAGGUUCUUAUACACGCAUCAUUAGUUGUACACUAUUUUCUGGCUAUAUGUUAAACCUGUACUGUGCGACAAAAAUUGCUUAUAAUAAUAUAGUUAUCUUUGUGUUUCUGCAAGAUUGUCCAUGCGCAAUUUUGAAAGUGAAUGCGUCCAUCAGAAAUGACUUUCUGUUUUAUUUUCACUUUCUUUUAAUGUUUAGAUGGAGGUAGCUUUCUAGUAAAAUAUGUGUAUAAAAGCAAAAUUACGUUGUAACAUACUACCGCAGUGUACUGCGUCCUUAUUUUUAAAACGUACUUCCAAAGAAAAAGGUUCAUGACGUUCUAAUUCGUGCACAGAAUAGCACAGAGAUAUCUGUGGUAGACGUCAUUAGCAUCCAUUAAACAAAUAGCAGUACGGUGUAUAAAAUAUGCUUGUUUCACCAGCAGGUGUUUUACAAAUAUUGUCACGUGGGCCUAAAUAUGGAGGACAUAUAGUGCACAGAAUAGCUGCAUUCACUGCAUACGAGAACAAGAUCUUCAUUUAAUCUUUUACAUGUUAUUGUAAGGAGGUAAUAAGCACAUUUUCAAAAAAUUAUGUGCUUUAAAAGCAGAAUGUGUCCGUGAAUAUCGCUAAUAUUGCAUUUGUUUAAAUAAAACAAACUAUUUGAACGGGCAUUCCUUUAAAUUCUAUCUUGCUUAUUUUAACAGGGCCCUUGAUGGUAUAUGUGAUUCAUGCAUCCGUUGUUUUUUUUUUUAUUACAUUCAAUUUAAAGCCGUUUAUCUCUCCGGUUGACUCUCUGCUUGUUCUGCUCCAGAAGACCCUGGUCUUCCUAAUAAAUUAUAUGUUUUGCACCGAUCUAACCGUCCCUGCUACUACGUGUCUUCUAUGUCUGGGAUCAGGUGUUGUUCAGUCGCGGCGCUCCACUUUGAGAUGCCACGUUUAGUCGGCAUAGUUCGGAGUGAACCGGACAGGUGAGCUCGAUGCCCACGGGUGUGUCUGACAGGAGAGCUCUAGAUUUAAACUACAUUUGAUCUCGCGGUGACGGGCUCUCGUCACGGAAACCGAUGUCCGUCGUCUGUGGGUAAACAUUGUGCUGACCGCGAGUUCAGUCCAGGUUACAACUGCUACAUUUUCAUCAACAUCCUUCACAAUCCCAUUGUCAUGCAGUCUAAUACUUACUUUUUCGGCGUACUGUGAUGCCGUUCGUAAUAUUUAAUUUGUUGCGUUAACUUGUCCUGUGCAGUAGGCCUACAAUAUAUGGAUAAUAUGAGCAAUGCAUUGCAUGAGAAUAUCUUAGGUAGUAGAAACCGUGUAGAUUACGCAGUUCACUAAUUUGUUGUUUGUUACAAAUAUGGUACAUAAUGGCUUGGAUUUUUCUUUUUUUUUUCCAGUGUUGGAAGUGUCACGUGAUGUGAUGCGCAAUUAGAUUUGAUAGUCAACGCAUGUUUUGUUUGUUGAUCUUAUACAGCUCUUACAUGAGACAACCGUAAAUCCUACAGAAAUAAUUCUGCUUAACUGUUUUAAAGAAAUAAUUGGUUUUGAAAGUGGCAAAUAGCUACCUAUUUUUGAAACAAAUUAAAGAUUAUAAUUAGGCCUACCUUUUUUGUUAUGCUGAAACUGAUUUUAUUUUCCAACAAUGAAAAAUAACUGGUUUUUGUAUUUUAUUAUCAAACAGGGAUGGCGUGCAUUUAAAUAAAGUCCUACUAUGACUG
Molecule: messenger RNA, 3536 nt
Organism: Brienomyrus brachyistius
Lineage: Eukaryota; Metazoa; Chordata; Actinopteri; Osteoglossiformes; Mormyridae
Product: protein reprimo A-like
Exons: 1
Coding region: 732-1049 (105 amino acids)
Source: RefSeq, a predicted model, not a curated record